Messenger RNA from Aedes albopictus (Asian tiger mosquito), 4127 nucleotides. It is a transcript of the gene mmm, whose product is annotated as dynein axonemal intermediate chain 3. Bases 252 to 3776 code for a protein of 1174 amino acids. The record is from RefSeq and is a predicted model, not a curated record. Gene Ontology annotation, molecular function: dynein light chain binding; dynein heavy chain binding. Gene Ontology annotation, biological process: cilium movement involved in cell motility; inner dynein arm assembly. NCBI's taxonomy places the organism in Eukaryota, Metazoa, Arthropoda, Insecta, Diptera, Culicidae. Gene Ontology annotation, cellular component: inner dynein arm. The transcript is spliced from 4 exons.
UUUAAUAUGAUAUACAUUCAUGAUUGUGGAACAUCUCUACUACUGCGCACCACCAACACUAGCAUUCUUUCGAUGGAAAGCGCUAUAGCUGUCAAACAAUGUACGCCGUUUCCGAAGGGCACAAUUGGCGAUACAACCGGUUACAAUAAGUACGCAGCCAACGAAAUGUGUGUUGCGCAAAUUUAGGCGCAAACCACCAGACUUCUUUAUUGCCUAUCUAUCAGGCGUAUUUUACAGUUCUUAUUACUUCCAUGUUGCCUAUCAGCCGGGCGUUUUCAAUUAAAACCGGAGCACGAGCACGUGUGCCAUGUCGUCAGCCUUCCUUAGCGACGGUUGGUUGCCUAGCAUCGAAGGAUAAUGCUCAUGUUUGUUGUGUUUAUGCACAUUUUCAAUCCUUUUCAAAAAAGUCCGGAUGUGCAAAUCCGAAAACGGCCCUUAAAAUGAGCCACGUAACACAGAUGAGCCACCUGAAGUCCACCGCCGGUUUCGACGAUGGCAAAUCGGACAAAUCCGACCGGUCCGAGGAGAACUUCGACUUUGACUCGUCGGAGGACGAGGAAAUCACGAUGAUAUUCGGCUUCAAGGAGGACGAAGCACGUCAGAAGCUGGUCAGCUUUCCGAAGUCCACCCGGAUGGUGAUCAGCCCGGAUCUUCAGGCGGAAAUUGGCAUGGAGAUUGGACAAACGAUCAGUGCCGAGCAUCCGUGGAAGCAGAUCAAGAAGGAGGUGCUGGAGGAUCAUCUUCCGGGGAAGGAUGAAACCCAGCAGCAGCUGAAGGAAAAACUCAAGGAUUUGGACCCAGGGAAGCUGAUUUUGGUGGGAUACUCGCCGGAGCUGUCGACGGAGGAUGACGUUUUUAUCGUUUUCGUCGAUGAUCGAGAAACGAAAGAAGCCAGUGAGCUGAUCAAACGGAUUGAAUUGCUAGAGCGCCACAAGGCACGUGUCAUCAUUAAGAAGCGCGCCCGGAAGUGGAAAGACCAGGGAAGCCAUCAGAAGGUACAAUGCUUCAUCCCAAUCAAGCGCUUGAAUGUGGUCAACUUGGAAACGCAAAGCAUUUUCCCUGUCAAAAGAUGCAGCUACGUGUUCAGUCACCGUAUGGUGGAAGAUAUUCGGGAUGGUUAUGUAGAGCUUGUCCCCGGUAAGGACAAAUUCGAUAACAUCCACAGGAAGCUGGUCGACUCCGCCAUUCAAACUGGCCCACCGAAAAUUCACCAAUACCAACAAACGGAUCCCACAUUUCCGACUAAUGCAUGGUCUCAGUACUUGUACGAAAUCAGUCAGGAAGAAACGGAAGCCGCCAAUAAAUCUGCCAUAGCAGGAGUAGAUAAUGAUCAGACUCCCAAACCCAAUAGCUACGCACAGGAGCUGCUGAACACCCUGGAGUUCAAUCAGGUCGACAUGUACAAAAAUGAUUAUCCCUUUAUAUCGAAGCGGAAGGUUCACAAAUAUCAGACUCCUGUCGUUGAUGAAUGCCUUAGCUUCGUCGAUAGGGCCAAGUGUGAGAAUCGCUACGUUUCUGCCAUGGAUUGGCAUCCAAAGUACUCAGGGAUUUUCGUUGCAGCGUACAAUUUCAACACAUCAUGCACGGUAGUGGAUGUUGACGAUCGAGAAGCGAAUUCGGUAGAUCCCGUCAACCGCAUUGUCUUUGACAAAUGUCCAGUUCUGAUGUGGAGCUUCGACGAGACCUUAACCCAGAAGCUGGAACUGAGAUCCAGUCGAGAGGUGACCUCACUAUCCUUCUGCCCUUACGACGGGAACUUACUUUUAGCUGGUUUGGCAUCUGGUCAAAUACUUAUUUGGGACUUGAAGGGAGAAUUGGAAAGAGUGGAACGGGUCGAGAAUAUAUCUCCAAAACAGCAAAUGUAUCGUCAGGAAAUCAGGAAACUCAUGGGCUGGUCCAAAGUGGAUGAGGUUGAUCAAACCGUUGAGCCUGUUGCUAUCAGCGCUAUGGAUAAAUCGCCAAGGAAACCGAUAACGGUUAUCAAAUGGUUGCCUCGUAAUUACUAUUGUGCUACAACAGGACAGAUCCGGGUUCAUGCUGACAGGCUGCAUCGUUUCAUUUUGACCACCUCUAUUGAUGGUUCGGUAUGUUUCUGGGAUCUCGAUUUUACCGUUCCUGCUUUAAAGAAGGCACCUCCUACUUCCAAAACGGUUGCAGAUGGAGAAGCGUCUCCCUAUCAGUCACUGGACAACGUGUUCUAUCCGAUAUUUAGGAUCAAGUGUGACACACCUAUUACAUCCAUCUCUAUCGACGAAGCUUUGUACGAGUUCCGACCGAUAGAUAAUGAUUACAAGAAAGCCGAUAUUACCACCAGGAUUGAACAUAAGGCUCAUCCGAUAUCGAUGGAGUAUCGUAUGAAAAUGGUGAUUGGGAGCCUGUUGGGAGAUGUCAUCAAAGGCCAAUGGGAAGGGCAUGACUUCGACCAGGGAGCGGCCACAAAUGAGGAAACUAUGAAACAGAAGGACAAAUUUGCAGCAAUUCACGACGGACCUGUACUAGUGGUGGAGAGGAACCCGUUUUGUUCGGAUAUAUUUUUGUCUAUCGGCGGAAAUAUACUGGCUCUGUGGAGUGAGGGUUGUCUCAGCUCGCCAAUAUUUUGGAGGCGACGUAAUACCAGGCUAACUACCGGUCGAUGGAGUUUGGAUCGAGCAUGUGUGUUCUUCAUUGCCAACGCUAAUGGCGAUCUGGAAGUUUGGGACACGAAUGUGAGAAUCGAUACUCCUAGCCUAGUUGUGAGCCUGGGUGGAAAUAUAUUAACGUAUCUCUCGCAACACAAGCUAUCAGCAGCCAAGAAGUUCCUGGCCGUGGCAGACUACAAUAGCAAUAUUCGAAUAAUGACCAUUCCGAGUAGCUUUUCCGAGCCCAUUCCAUUCGAAGUGGAGAAAUUUGAAAAAUUCAUCCAGUACGAACUAACUCGCAAGAAAUCACAAGAUGACUGGAUACAGUCGUACUAUGAAGCACACAGAGAAAUCAUCGAAGCGCAGGUCAAGGCAAAGCGUGAAGCGAAGGAGCUAGCCGAACGUAUGGAAGUGGAACAGAAAGAGCACAAUGAAUACAUGAAGCGGCAAGCGGUCGAGGAAGCCAAGAAGAAAGCCAUGAGGGACGCCGAGAAACGGGUUGAUUUGGCUAAGCGGCUGGACGUGAAGUGGAGACAGAAGAGCUAUAAGCGAUUGUUGCACAGUAUGAUGGAGAGAAGAAAUAUAAGCCCUGAUCAAUUGGCCAAACAGAUGAAACCGGAAAAGGAGAGGCGGAGGUAUAAUGAAGAGAAGCGCACAGCAAUUGCAGAGGAUCUGGCUAGAGUUGAAGAAGAUUACAAGGAAGUUAAGGCACAACUGAUACCAGUAGAAAAGGUCGUUGUGACCCGAGCAGAGCAGUUGAAAGGUCGUAUGGUCAAAUUUCGGGAAGAAAUGCUCGACUAUCAUCGCGUUGAGGAGGAAGCAAGGGAGGUCCUUGAACAUUUUCAGCUGCCACCGAUUGCAGACUUUUCUGAAGUGCUCAUCAAAGGCCGCCAGCGGAGGGAAGUGAUUAAUCGCGAAUUGGGAGCAAACAUCGAACACUUGGAGAGCUACGAACGGAAAAAGAUACAGCGCCGUUUGGUUGCUAAUGAGGCACGUGGUGACACAGAUAGCAAUGCCAGCGCGACCAGUCCAGACGCUUUGCUGCGCGCACGGUCAGUCACCUUCAUCGACGAUAUUCCGGAGGAACUGCGCCGGCAAAUGUCGCAAGAGCAAGAACUAGAAUCGGCUCGAAAAAACACACCGGUUAACGACGAAUAGAAAAACGGUUUGCAACACGCAGACCGAAUAUCCAAUUGCUUACCUUUUGUCAUUUGUAGUACAAUGUGAACUCUGCAAAAUGUGACUGGUCCGUUGGUUGUCGGCCGGUCGUUUCUUUUCCUGAUGACCGACAAAACCAAAUUGGGAAUUCGGAACACGCUGCAAGUCCAGUUUUUUUUUGUUAAUGCUAAGCAAACGAGUGGGUUGGAUUGAUUGGACCUUUUUUGAUCGUUUAUCGCGUGGCACAAUUUCACGAUACCUUUUGACUUUGAUUUGGCGUUAUAUAAAUAGAUACAUACGUGUGUAAGCAGCACUGCUCUAUGAUACUACCUUGAAGAUAAAAAUAUGUAA